AUGAGUAAUACUUUUGAAAUGAGCAUGGUUGGUGAACUAACUUUCUUUUUAGGCCUCCAAGUGAAACAACUUGAUGAUGGGAUUUUCAUAUCUCAAUCAAAAUAUGCAAAGGAGCUAGUUAAGAAGUUUGGUAUGAAAGAUUCAAAGCAUGUUCAAACUCCUAUGAGUACUUCAUUCAAAUUGGAUAGAGACUCUGAUCCUAACAAGGUUGAUCAUUUCUUGUAUAGGAGUAUUAUUGGUAAUACUGAUGCUGAUUGGGCUGGUAACAAGGAUGAUAGAAAAAGUACUUCAGGUGAUUGUUUCUAUGUUAGUACUAACCUUGCUUCAUGGUAUAACAAGAAGCAAAAUUACAUAUCUUUAUCAUUUUGUGAAGCUGAAUACAUUGCUGCUGGAAAUUGUUGCACACAAUUGCUUUAG
Messenger RNA from Cornus florida, 417 nucleotides. RefSeq lists its product as uncharacterized. Lineage: Eukaryota; Viridiplantae; Streptophyta; Magnoliopsida; Cornales; Cornaceae. The transcript has 2 exons. The record is from RefSeq and is a predicted model, not a curated record. The coding region runs from base 1 to 417 and encodes 138 amino acids.